AUGCCUACACUUUACGAACAAUGUGGAGACACCGCACUUGCUUUUAUUGGAUCCUUCCAGGGAUCGGUACCGGAGGCUAUCAUAGCCCAUCGAGCAAAGAAUUGUCUGCAUCGGAUCAGGUCCGGCUCAUUGAGCUCAGGCCCCAUGACCAAUGCUGAGUACUGCGCCUGGGUGAAAAGUCUGAUGCCUGUCAUGCGGAACUUUCAGCUUCACCUUCAGGAAGGUCACCUACCGAUCAUUGAUGCCACACAGCGAAAGGUUACAUUAUACUUACGAUCCACAAGUGACACGGACUUUGGCAACUACUCGAACGAAUACAUCUGGAUUCUCAGCCUCGACGAUACCGGUCGCAAGGUCAACGACAUAAUGGAAUUCACUGACAGUGAAUACACCUCAAAUUGGAUUCCUAAAUUGAUGAAAGCGGCGGUCCUGAAAGGCACGAACAUGGUUAGCCUGGGGAAUUAUUCAAGAGGCUAA
Penicillium diatomitis is the source of this 477-nucleotide messenger RNA. RefSeq lists its product as uncharacterized. Bases 1 to 477 code for a protein of 158 amino acids. The transcript has a single exon. NCBI's taxonomy places the organism in Eukaryota, Fungi, Ascomycota, Eurotiomycetes, Eurotiales, Aspergillaceae. The record is from RefSeq and is a predicted model, not a curated record.